AUGAAGCUACGCAUCCCUAAGCCGAGUAUACGAGUCUCGCAGGGUGAAUCUGCCUUUGCAGCAGGUAAUGCUCGGUGGACAAAUCGUGAUCUCGACCCGAUUGCCAAACAUGCCCGCAAAUGGGGUAUAUUCAGUAUAAUAGCGUAUUGGAUCUCCGAUGCCUUGAAUCCAGCUACUUGGCAAUUCGCCAGUGGUAUGAUUGCCGUCGGCCUCACCUACCGUGAAUCUCUCGGCAUUGUCGCCUUAUCUUUCUUCAUCAUAUCAUUGGUCAUCGCAGCAAACGGUAGUGUGGGUGCCAUAUACCAUGUUCCAUUCCCUGUGAUUGCCCGCGCUAGCUGGGGCUUCUGGGGCUCCUAUGUUGCCAUCGUUUCACGGGUCAUCCUCGCUGUCUUCUGGUUUGCUAUCCAGAAUGUCAACGGUGGAAAUGCUGUCCGUGUUAUGCUUGGAGCAAUCUGGCCAAGCUUUUUGAAUCUUCCAAAUGGUAUCCCCGAAUCACAGGGUAUUACGACCAACGGUAUGGUCGGAUUUUUCCUCUUCUGGUUGAUCCAGGUUCCGUUCCUCUGUAUGCACCCAAACAAAUUACGUUGGUUGUUCACAGUCAAGUCGGCUCUGGUUCCUAUUACCUGGAUCGCUAUCUUGAUAUGGGCGUUUGUCACCGUGAAAGGUGGUGGCAGUGUGUUUGAACAACAGGCCCCAACGGUAUCCGGUUCCAAGUACAGCUGGCUAUUCCUGGCCAAUAUGACAUCUGUCCUGGGCAAUUACGCGACUUUAUCGGUCAACCAAUCAGACUUCUCUCGCUAUUCUCGCGUCAGUGCUAAAUGGCAGCUCCUUUAUAUCCCUAUGCUACCCGUUGUAUUCACGUUUUUUGCCUUCAUUGGCAUUGCCGCUUCAUCCGCCGGCCAGGCUCACUACAACCUCGAGUCUAUUCCAUGGGACCCAAUGGUAUUGGUCAGCUGCUGGGGGAACCGUGCAUGUCGCUUUUUCGCCGCUGCAUCUUUCGCCCUAGCCUCGCUGGGCGUGAACAUCUCUGCCAACUCCCUUUCAGCCGCCAACGAUUUCACCGCCCUGGCGCCACGAUACCUUAACAUCCGACGCGGCCAGCUUCUCUGCGCCGUGCUGUCGUGGUGUCUUGUUCCGUGGAAAAUCCUCGCAUCAGCAGGAAACUUCCUCACAUUCAUGUCUGCAUACGCCAUCUUCCUUGGCCCUAUUGCUUCAAUCAUGAUGUUUGACUACUGGGUCGUCAACCGUCGUCGAUAUGAUACACUUGCUCUAUACCAGCCCACUAACCCGACAUAUCGUUAUACAUUUGAGAUUCCGGGCCUUAAGGGAAAGACCAUGUCUGGCACGAACUGGCGCGCUAUCGUGGCUUUCCUUGCGGGUGUUGCGCCGUGUCUUCCCGGAUUUAUCAAUGCUGUGAACAAUAAUAUCGAUGUUGGUGCCGGUGUACAUCCAUUUGAGUUUGGGUGGUUGUUGGCCUUUGUUACGACUUCUAUUUUCUAUCUCGGUUUAUCAUGGCUGUUUCCUGCGACGGAGACUCAGAUUGACCGCGCUAUUCUACCUGAUGAGAUAUAUGAUAGGGGUACAGUUGUCGAAGGAGUGGAAUCAUAUGACCCCGAUGGGAAGGAUGUGGUUACUGAUACACAGGAGAAAGAUGAUGUGGAAAAGGCUCUCUAG
Messenger RNA from Penicillium vulpinum, 1674 nucleotides. RefSeq names its product nucleobase cation symporter-1 family protein. Bases 1 to 1674 code for a protein of 557 amino acids. NCBI's taxonomy places the organism in Eukaryota, Fungi, Ascomycota, Eurotiomycetes, Eurotiales, Aspergillaceae. Gene Ontology annotation, molecular function: nucleobase transmembrane transporter activity. The transcript has 2 exons. Gene Ontology annotation, cellular component: plasma membrane. Gene Ontology annotation, biological process: nucleobase transport; transmembrane transport. The record is from RefSeq and is a predicted model, not a curated record.